AUGAACCGACUAUUUGGUGCCAAGAGCACGGCUCCCAAGCCGACACUGGAUAGCGCUAUCUCCAAUGUCGACACUCGCGUUUCCAGCAUAGACGUGAAGCUAGCGGCAAUCAACUCGGAACUCUCCACAUACCAAACAAAGAUUGCUAAGAUGCGCGACGGACCUGGCAAGUCUGCUCUUCGACAAAAAGCGCUCAAAGUCCUACAACGGCGCAAACAAUACGAGGCGCAGCGAGACCAGCUCUCCCAACAAUCAUGGAACAUGGAGCAAGCAGGCAUGAUGCAGGAUAAUUUGAAGAAUGUGAUGACGACGGUGGAUGCCAUGAAGACCACGACGAAAGAACUCAAGAAGCAAUAUGGCAAGGUCGACAUCGAUAAGAUCGAGCAGAUGCAGGACGAAAUGGCUGAUUUGAUGGAGGUCGGGAAUGAGAUACAGGAGAGUAUCUCUCGGGCCUAUGAUGUACCUGAGGAUGUCGAUGAGGCUGAGUUGGAUGCUGAGCUGGAAGCGUUAGGCGAGGAAUCUAUGUUUGAAAGCAGUAUGGGCGAGAGUGCCAUGCCGAGCUUCUUGCAGGAUGAGGUCGCUCCUCCGCAGUUCAUUGAUAGUCCGCCCGAGCAACAAAAGGUCAAGGAAGCUGCGGGUGGACUAGGGUGA
This is a messenger RNA of Penicillium soppii, 651 nucleotides long. RefSeq names its product putative SNF7 family protein (Cta1). Lineage: Eukaryota; Fungi; Ascomycota; Eurotiomycetes; Eurotiales; Aspergillaceae. Bases 1 to 651 code for a protein of 216 amino acids. The record is from RefSeq and is a predicted model, not a curated record. Gene Ontology annotation, biological process: late endosome to vacuole transport via multivesicular body sorting pathway; vesicle budding from membrane. Gene Ontology annotation, cellular component: multivesicular body. The transcript has 2 exons.